AAGAACAUGCCUCUUGUAAAGGACCUCCUUCAUCCCUCUCCAGAGGAGAAGAGGAAGCACAAGAAGAAGCGCCUGGUGCAGAGCCCCAACUCCUACUUCAUGGACGGGAAAUGCCCAGGAUGCUAUAAAAUCACCACGGUUUUCAGUCAUGCACAAACAGUAGUUUUGUGUGUUGGCUGCUCCACUGUCCUCUGUCAGCCUACAGGAGGAAAAGCAAGGCUCACAGAAGCAUGUUCCUUCAGGAGGAAGCAACACUAA
This is a messenger RNA of Carlito syrichta (Philippine tarsier), 258 nucleotides long. Its product is annotated as 40S ribosomal protein S27-like. The transcript has a single exon. Gene Ontology annotation, cellular component: cytosolic small ribosomal subunit; ribosome. NCBI's taxonomy places the organism in Eukaryota, Metazoa, Chordata, Mammalia, Primates, Tarsiidae. The record is from RefSeq and is a predicted model, not a curated record. The coding region runs from base 7 to 258 and encodes 83 amino acids. Gene Ontology annotation, biological process: translation; ribosomal small subunit assembly. Gene Ontology annotation, molecular function: structural constituent of ribosome; RNA binding.